CCGCCGGAGCUGCCGCAGCGCCGCUCGGAGCCCAGGUGUGUCCAGGUGCGCCCAGGUGCGCUUAGGUGCCCAGGAUGAUGUGCGAGGUGCUGCCCACCAUCAGCGAGGACCCGCGGCGGGGCUCGGGCGCGGCCGAGGAGCCGGGGCUGGAGCAGCUGAUGGUGCAGAUGCUGCGGGAGCGCGAGCGGCUGCUGGAGACGCUGCGGGACACGCAGGAGGGGCUGAACACGGCGCACCUGCGGCUGCGCGACCUGGCGCACGAGAGGGACCUGCUGCAGCGCCAGCUCAACUGCGCCCUGCCGCAGGAGCUGGCGGCGCUGACCAAGGAGCUGAACCUGUGCCGGGAGCAGCUCCUGGAGCGCGAGGAGGAGAUCGCCGAGCUCAAGGCCGAGCGCAACAACACCCGCCUGCUGCUGGAGCACCUGGAGCACCUGGUGUCGCGCCACGAGCGCUCUCUCCGCAUGACCGUGGUCAAGCGCCAGGCCCAGUCCCCGGCCGGGGUCUCCUCCGAGGUCGAGGUGCUCAAGGCCCUCAAGUCGCUCUUCGAGCACCACAAGGCCCUGGACGAGAAGGUGCGGGAGCGGCUGCGGGUGGCCCUGGAGCGCGUGGCCGUGCUCGAGGAGGAGCUGGAGGUGUCCAACCAGGAGUCGCUGUCCCUGCGGGAGCAGCUCUCUCGGCGCCGCUCGGGCCUGGAGGACGCGGCCACCGACGGGGACAGCGCGGCGGAGCUGGAGGCGUCGCUGGGCCGGCAGCGCGUGGCCGCCCUGUGCCGCCAGCUGGGCCGGCUGCAGGACGAGGCCAACGCCGCCCAGAGGGAGCUGGCCCGGGCCCACGAGGCAGGGGCCAAGCUCCAGAGGGACCUCAAGGAGGCGCUGGCGCAGCGCGAGGACAUGGAGGAGCGCAUCACGACGCUGGAGCGGCGCUACCUGAGCGCGCAGCGCGAGGCGACCUCGCUGCACGACGCCAACGACCGGCUGGAGAACGAGCUGGCCAGCAAGGAGAGCCUGUACAGACAGAGCGAGGAGAAGGGCCGGCAGCUGCAGGAGUGGCUGGAGGACGCCAAGGCCAAGCUGCAGCUGACCCUGCAGAAAGCCGAGACGCUGCCCGAGAUCGAGGCCCAGCGCCAGAGGGUGGCGGCGCUCACCAAGGCCGAGGAGCGCCACGGGAAUUUCGAGGAGCGCUUGCGGCAGCUCGAGGCCCAACUGCAGGAGAAGAACCAGGAGCUGCAGAGGGCGCGGCAGAGGGAGAAGAUGAACGACGAGCACAACAAGCGGCUCUCGGAGACGGUGGAUCGGCUGCUGAGCGAGAGCAACGAGCGGCUGCAGCUGCACCUCAAGGAGAGGAUGGGGGGCCCUGGAGGAGAAGGAGAGGAUUGGGGGCACCCCAAAAUUGGGGAGGGGUCUGGGGGGUCCUGGGAAUAA
Molecule: messenger RNA, 1421 nt
Organism: Melozone crissalis (California towhee)
Lineage: Eukaryota; Metazoa; Chordata; Aves; Passeriformes; Passerellidae
Product: liprin-alpha-3-like
Biological process (GO): synapse organization
Cellular component (GO): presynaptic active zone
Source: RefSeq, a predicted model, not a curated record